Eupeodes corollae is the source of this 4739-nucleotide messenger RNA. It is a transcript of the gene Nct, whose product is annotated as nicastrin. Gene Ontology annotation, biological process: protein processing; Notch receptor processing. Gene Ontology annotation, cellular component: membrane. The transcript has 6 exons. Lineage: Eukaryota; Metazoa; Arthropoda; Insecta; Diptera; Syrphidae. Bases 116 to 2233 code for a protein of 705 amino acids. The record is from RefSeq and is a predicted model, not a curated record.
UUCAUUUCACAAAGUUUGGUUGCUCUCUUCUUGUUGUACUUUAUUUUUGUCUCUAACUCUAAAAAGUAAAUUUCCUUUAUUACCAAAGUGAUAUUCUUUUAUUAAACACACAAAAAUGAAAGAAACUCGAAAUCUACAAGUGAUAUUAUUCCUAUGGACAAUAAUUUGCUUUUAUUUUCCAGCAAAUGCGAAAAGGACUCAUGAAAUGAUGUACGAACCCAUAAGCGGAGCCAGCUGUUUCCGACGUUUGAAUGGAACACACCAAACUGGUUGCUCUUCUUCAUCAUCGGGAUCCGUGGGUGCUCUGCAUGUCGUGAAAACCAUUGAAGAUAUAAAUUUCCUUCUCAACAAUCCCCCCUCCCCGCCAUAUGCACCCGUAAUACCACCGCCAUUCUUCACCCGCACCAAUUUGCUUCGCCUAAAAAACGAAGGUGGCAAAAACAUAUCGGUGGUGAUUCUGGUCAAUCGAACCGACAACAUGACUCAAUUCAGUCAUGAGCUAACGUGUCCCAAUCAAUAUAGCAACAUAAAUAACUUUACCUGCGACGCAACUCGCCCCGAAACCCUCUGGAAUCCAUUUGGCACUGGGUUGUUGCACGAAGAUUUCCCAUUUCCAAUUUACUACGUCGCCGAUCCCGAUGAAAAGAAGAAGAUCCUCGAUUGCUUCGAUAAGUUCAACAAUUUCGAUUAUGAAACCCAAGCCACACGAUCUCUGUGCAGUGUCCAAGUGAAAACCUUCAUGUCGGCAGCUGUCAGCUCGGAGGUCUGCAUGCGGCGAACGAAUUUCGUCAACAAUCUCAGUCGCACCAGAUAUUGUGAUCCGCUCGAGGGUCGGAAUAUCUAUGCCACUCUCUUCCCGCGCAACCAAACCGAUGGCGGCAAGCGUGAAGUCGAUCCGGAGGAGAAGUUCAUCAUGGUUACCACCCGCUUGGAUACCACCUCCAUGUUCGAUGGCGUGGGAUUGGGUGCAAUGGACUCGCUGCUAUCCUAUGCCGUUCUCGUAAACGUAGCUCAUGUGUUGGCGAGACAACCCCGCCUCAAGAACGACAAAUACAACAUUCUCUUUGUGGUCUUCAAUGGCGAGACCUAUGACUACAUCGGCUCGCAGCGCUUCGUCUACGACAUGUCAAACAAGUCCUUUCCCACCCUCAGCACCCACACGAAACCCAUUGACUUCGACAACAUCGCCCUGAUGAUCGACAUUGGAGCCUUAGAUGAGAUGAACGAAAUCAACCUGCACUCCCGGCAGGACAUCCAACUGGCCACUGAUUUCCUCACCAAGAUCCGAUUCUAUUCGAAUAAAUUCCACUUGAAGGUGAAUUUCAACUCGGUGUUGAGUGAAAAUCUGCCUCCAACUUCAGCACAAUCGUUCCUCAGGGCCAAUCUGACGUUUCCCGCAGUGAUCUUGAAUUCAAAGCCUACGAAUAAGUUCUAUCACUCGAUCUACGAUGAUCAGUACAAUAUUGCCUUCAGCUAUGGCAAUACUUCGAUGGAUUUUAGUGUUCUCAUGGAAACGGACUUGGCGCCGGAUCACUUCCACGUUGAUUCGGUGCAGAUGAAGAUCCGAAAUGUCUCAUCGGCGCUGGCCUUGGGGCUGUACGAGAUUCUGUCGGGUGAAGUUUAUAAUGGAGAUAAGCUGGCAAAUCCUAUUUUGGUUGAUGAGUUUCUGUUUUGUUUCCUGCAAAUGGCCGAUUGUCCAUUGUUUAAGGCAGCCUCGCAUCCUAACAAUCAGGUUCGAUCGCCUAUUCCUCCAUUGAGGUAUAUAAGCGUCCAAGGAGCAUCUCAAGAAGCAUCUGGUUGGUCAUAUCGAUUGCUGGGAUAUGUUCUUUCACAAAAGAUCACAGAAGUUAAGAAGGAGAAUUGUACAUAUCUACCGUUGCAUUGGUUUGCCGGGUAUGACGGCAAAGGAGAAUGCCGAUUGACAACACAGAACUAUAGUGUGGCGAUGAGUCCAGCAUUUUUAAUCGACGAUUAUGAUUGGAAAUCUGGCCAAUACUCAACCUGGACCGAAUCGACAUGGUCACAACUCAGUGCAAGAAUAUUCCUAAGACCGUCCAAAACCCACGAAACAAUAACACUCUCACUUGGUAUUAUUGUUGCGAUAUUAUCGUUUUUUAUAGUUUAUUUGAUCAACAGCAGAUCAGAGGUUCUCUUCGAAGAUGCUCCAACGAGAUCAUCAUCGGCUUCGAUUGGUACUUAUGAGCAAAGCUUGUUAACAAAUGAUUGUUUUUAAUAAUCGAGAUGACAAAACAAAAAAGUGACUAUUAUUAUAUUAUUUAAAUUGUAAUAUUAUUUUAAUAUAAAUAUUGAUUAAUAAAAUAAAUGAACAUUAUCUAAUUUUUGUAUUUAAAAAUAAAAUGAGAAAGUAAAAUAAUGUGAUGACAAUCAUUUCUUGCGAAUCUUAAUCAAUUAAAAAGUUGUAAAAAUUUUAAUUUAAAAAACUGUUUUGACCUUUCACAAUUUAUUAUAGAGUUUUUUUUUAAUAAUUUAGGUUUUUAAUAUUUUUGUUUUUAUUAGCCGGUGCUAUUCAGGUACCUUUUGGAGACAAAUCGUUUAUACUAAUAAAUAGAAAGCAUCACAGUUCUGCAAAAAUUGUCACCAAACUAAAGACUAGGGAUAUCAUUUUUAUGAAAUUUUAGCCUUAGCGGGCACACCUCAUACAGGCCACAUAGUGGUCACAAUGUGUAACUCAUUACCCCACGAUGAAAAACCUGAAAAACCCAAUUUAACAAGAUGUGUGGAUAUUUUAAAACAUUUAGCUUAUUUUAUCAUGUCAGUUGAGGAGUUCUUCAACAUUUCUCAUGCUUUCGGUUGGUUAAUUUAAAGUCGAUUUAAAAAAUGUGUAUUUGUAUUAAACAAUGGUUACGGCCAUACUGGAAAAACUAAAUUACUCCAGGCCUUAUGAAACUUCUGCUUAAAUCAAAGCUAUGAAUUUUGUUUAGCUUUUCCGUGUAGCGAAGACACUUCUCAAACUUGCCUUUUACGAGUAUCAUUAGAUUUGAUUUGUUGUAUUAAUUUGAAAGGUUUAAAACCUUUGUAAUAUUUUGUUUAUGGUUAUCAAAUUGCGCUUUUUCAAAGGGUUUUGGUGAUGUGGUCCCGAAUAGUACAUUUUUAAAGGUUGCAUUAAACUCUAGACGCUUCUUCUUCGCUACCAUAAGUUUCAUUGGGCAGGCUCAGACAACAUAAGGGACUUCAUUUGCAGUCAAAUGCAUUCAUUGAACGUACAUUUUGGCAAUCACAUGCUAGAAACUUGCCUUCCUUUAAGUCCCUUAUGUCGCCUGAACCUGCCCAUUAUUAAUUGAGUUCAGAUGCAGGCUGUAAUAAGGCUAACUAAAUGUUUCUACUUUCUUUCCUUAAAUUAACUUAUUAUUUAUAAAAGUUCAAACUUAUUUAAAAGCUUUAUACAAAGAUCUAAAUAUUAAAACAUAUCUAAGGUUUGGACUUAAAAUGCUGAAAAAAACAUAAUUUAACUGCAAUCAAUGAUUGCAAUCAUUUGAGACUUGCGUUCUUUGUAUUCACUUGAAGUCUUUGUAUUCUUAAGUUAAAUUUCAAUACAUACUUUUGAAAUUUGGAUUUUAAUAUUUUAGCACCUACAAAAAUUAGUAUGGGCAACUUUUCAAUAUUUUGUGUAGUGAAAUUUCACUUAAGAAUGCAAAGAUUUCAAGUGAAUGUAAAGCUUGGAGUAAAUGCAAACUCUUCAAAAAAAUGAAAUGAUUUCAAAAGAAUGCAAAGUGAAUUCAAAAUUUAUAAGUAAACCGGCCCCUUCCUCAGAAGUAUCAAGAGACUAUCACACCUUCAGUUUUGGGAGACACCCGUAGGAUCAGAAUGCAUUCUUACGCUCGCUUUUGGUUCUUUAUUAGCAUAAAACAUGCUCCCAUAUCCAAAAUGCAGCUUAAACAUUGUCUACAUGUCUCUGACCUUAAAAGCUGAUUCUUUUUGCGAGAUCCGGUUUUAGUACUGGCUUAAGUUUUCUAAGUCCAGCUUUAGUAAGUCUUUACCACACUUCUCUAAAAUAAUUUGUAUGGUACACCAAUGCCUAAAUAUGUAGGUACAAGGUAGCCUUAUUUUGGCGUCACUGAGCUUAAUGACUUGACUUCGUAUCGGUCGUUUAUCACUUUUUUUAAGCAACUUGAAUUACAUAUUCCUACAAAAUAAAUAAAUUAAAUGAAGGAACAGCUCGGUGAGAACUAGGGCCUAAUGACUUACAAUUUUCAACUAUUCCUGUGUGCAAAUCAUGUCAGGAAUAGAGGGGACCUACAGUCAAAUCCGAAUGCCUUAUUUGAGAAAGCAAGAAUAAAUACUUUUGGCCGAUUUUUCAAUUCGUCGCAAGAAAAAGACUGUAGGUUGUACAGGCAGGGAUUGAAUCCGAGGCCUACAAUAACGAUUACACCAAGGGUACUACAUAUUCCCACUUAGUACAGAACAAUACAAAAAGCUCUCAAUUUUUAGAACUUGUUUACCGGAAGUGGAUAAUGAAAUGUUUGACCAACAUUUUUCAAACGGCUCUGUAUAUUUCACAAACCCGACGUGAUAGAGCGAUUUCAAGGUGAGGUUCGAAUUUUAGAAACCACCAAAAUCCCUUGGAAAAGCAUUUGUUGUAUUUGUACUUCAAAAUAAAAGAUUGAUUUUGUAAAGUUGUACUUUCAAAAGUGAGAUAUCGACAUGCCUAUAUGAGUAUUGAAAAAAGGAGACCAACCAACUCAAAAAGCAAUAUUUGGCUUUUCUUUCAGCUUGGUUAU